GGGGCCGGGGCGCCUGGCAGCCAUCUUCGGAGCCUCGGCCUUUGAGACAGCAGAGCCGGCCUCCGGGCUCGAAAAUGCCCCUGGGGUGCGGGUUGAAAUGGACGUGCUUGCUGACCCCUGGACGGUGUGUCCGCGCUCAGGAGUGCCAGGGACGAGUGACCCACGAGGGACAGCAGAGACCCAGGCGAGGGACAGCCGUGGCCCAUAAGGGCCAGUGAAGCUCGGAGGCGGGUGCCUGCGUGGGACCCGCGGAGGCCCCGGGGCUGGCGGCGCUCGGUCAGCUGAGGGCUGUGCACCGGACGGCUCCCGUCGGGGCGGGGUAGGUCGAGCUCCAGGCUCGCGUGAGCCGCUGGUCUGAUCCUGGGGGGCUGCAGAGGCGGCGACAACAGCCCUCGGUGGGCGAGCCCCACGCAGUCGCCUUCACACCUUCCCGGCGAGCAGGGCAUGGCAGGGCAGCGCACCGGGACCUGGUUCGGCUUCGGCUUCUGCGGCUUCGGACAGGCGCUGGGCGCGGGACAGACGCGCCAGGUCCUGGGCCCCGAGCGGCUGCAGGCACCGGCUGACCUCCUGCACGUGAGCGCCGGCUGGAGCUACACGGCGCUGGUGACAGGCGCCGGCCGGCUGCAGCUGUCCGGCGCCGUGUGCGACGAGGCGGACGGCUGUGAGGACGCGUGGGCGGCGGAGAGGCUGCUUGUGGUCGUGCGUGGCCGGGAGCUGCAGGGCUGGGCGCCCGCGGCGGCGCUGCACGAGAAGCCGCUCUGGACCCGCGUGCUGGAGCCGGAUGCCGACCCGCGGCCCAGGGCGCUGCCGCUGCUGCCCGGCGCCUACGUGAGCCCGCGGCCGCCCUUCUACCGGCCGCUGCCCGGGGGGCUGCGCGCGCGGCGGCUGGAGCUGGGCAGCGAACACGCGCUGCUGCUGGACGCCGCGGGCCAGGUGUUCUCCUGGGGCGCCGGCAGGCACGGACAGCUGGGCCACGGGACGCUGGAGGCCGAGCCGGAGCCCCGGCCGCUGGAGGCGCUGCAGGGCCUGUCCGUGGCGCGGGUGGCGGCGGGCGGCUGGCACUCGGUGUGCGUGAGCGAGAGUGGGGACAUUUACAUCUGGGGCUGGAAUGAGUCUGGGCAGUUGGCCCUGCCCACCCGGAGUCUGGCAGGGGAUAAGUCAGCCAUAGGACAAGCCAGUGGUCUAAAUGGCGGUGGUUCUGCUGAGGAGAGAGUGACAGGAGCUGAGGACACAGGCCCUGCCCCCUUCAUAACUAUCCAGCCCUUCCCUGCCCUGCUGGACCUGCCCCUGGGCUCAGAGGCAGCUGAGGCCAGCUGUGGAUCCCGGCACACAGCCGUGGUGACAAGGACAGGGGAGCUGUACACCUGGGGCUGGGAACAGCUCAUUGGUGCACCCAUAGUUGCUGUGCUGGGACCUGAGACUGGAGCUGCCUUGCGAUGUGCCUCCAGGGACAAGGCUGGACUCUGCGUUGGGGGCUUUAGGGGCAGUGCUGGUUCCCCUGCUGCUGAAACCCAGCAGUUUUAUUGCUGAGUUUGGGGAGUUGUUUAUAAAUUCCUGACACAAGUGCACUGUUGCUUAAGAUUUGAAAUCGUGGGAGUCGGGCUGUAGCGCAGCGGGUUAAGCGCAGGUGGCGCAAAGCACAAGGACCGGCAUAACGAUCCCGGUUCGAACCCCGGCUCCCCACCUGCAGGGGAGUCACUUCACAGGCGGUGAAGCAGGUCUGCGGGUGUCUAUCUUUCUCUCCUCCUCUCUGUCUUCCCCUCCUCUCUCCAUUUCUCUCUGUCCUAUCCAACAACGACGACAACAAUAAUAACUACAACAAUAAAACAAGGGCAACAAA
This is a messenger RNA of Erinaceus europaeus (western European hedgehog), 1840 nucleotides long. It is a transcript of the gene RCCD1, whose product is annotated as RCC1 domain containing 1. The record is from RefSeq and is a predicted model, not a curated record. The transcript is spliced from 7 exons. Lineage: Eukaryota; Metazoa; Chordata; Mammalia; Eulipotyphla; Erinaceidae. Bases 445 to 1530 code for a protein of 361 amino acids.